AUGACGGCUUUUACACCAACUGCUCUACAGUAUUCAUCCACAUCAUAUUUACAAUCUUGGGUGCCAUCUAUAGAAGGAACUCGUGAUCAUAAUUCAUGGUGUGUCAGAGUGAGAUCGUACAAACUCACUUCUCAAAGAUUUCAACAACAGAACAUUGCAAGAGGACUAACAAUCCAGUGUGCAGCCACAAAACAAGCGAAAUCACCAGCUGAAGAAGAGUGGAAGGUUAAGCGAGAAUUACUGCUGCAAAAAAGGGUAAAAAGUGUGGAACCAAAGGAAGCUCUGCGCCUUCAGAAAGAAAAUAAUUUUGUGAUUCUUGAUGUAAGGCCAGAAGCAGAGUUCAAGGAGGCUCAUCCCGCAGAUGCAAUUAAUGUGCAAAUAUACAGGCUUAUAAAAGAGUGGACAGCUUGGGACAUUGCCAGACGUGCUGCAUUUGCAUUUUUUGGUAUUUUCUCUGGAACAGAAGAGAACCCCGAGUUUAUCAAGUCUGUUGAGGAUAAAUUAGAUAAAAAUGCAAAGAUAAUAAUAGCUUGCUCGGCAGGUGGAACAAUGAAACCAACACAAAAUCUGCCAGAAGGUCAACAAUCUAGGUCUCUAAUAGCAGCUUACUUGUUGGUCCUAAAUGGUUACACCAAUGUCUUCCAUCUAGAAGGUGGGCUUUACAGGUGGUUUAAAGAGGAUCUACCAACUGUUUCAGAGGAGUGA
Vicia faba (fava bean) is the source of this 705-nucleotide messenger RNA. The record is from the annotation of a GenBank genome assembly. Lineage: Eukaryota; Viridiplantae; Streptophyta; Magnoliopsida; Fabales; Fabaceae.